Messenger RNA from Heterobilharzia americana, 5271 nucleotides. The record is from the annotation of a GenBank genome assembly. Lineage: Eukaryota; Metazoa; Platyhelminthes; Trematoda; Strigeidida; Schistosomatidae.
AUGUCAACAUUCGUAUAUACAAGUACAAUGUACACCUAUCAUUCUUCACGUAUUCAUGAGGCUGUAAUGCUUUCUUUGAUAUCAGUACUCAAUCGCUCAGAUUAUGCACAACUGUUACCCAACAGUCUUAUAUCGAAAUUCUUUGCCACCUACACAUCUGUAUCACAUUCUUUCUUUCGUCCUAAACCAUCUUUUGACACUUAUCCUUCAUUUACAGUCUGUGGAAGAAAUGCUCUUAUCCUCAUGUUUCGGUCUUGGCCAGGCAUUUUCCACUUUAUCCAUGAUGGUCUGUCAAGUUUGCAGACGCUUUUGUAUACUUUGGCCGUUGGUAGUACAGAAACAAGAAAUCAAAUAUUGGAUUUACUGUAUGGCUUAUUUCCAACAAUACCUAUACCACAUCCGUCUGUAAAAGAUUUGGAACCGACUGUACUCGGUCUUAUUGAGGCAUUGUCUACUGGUGCACCUUCUUUGCUACCUGUACUGAAUAUAACGAAUUCCGGAGGAAAAACGAAUAAUUUGACCGCUGAUAUACGUUCAUCGGUAUCAUCAAGUGCAUGGGAUAUUGAAGGCGGCUUCAUUCCUGCUGAAGGCUGUCGUCUGUUUACUAAAUAUGCCCUAGUUGGAUUCGAUUUGAUGAACAAUUAUAAUGCUCUUUUACUGGCUACACUGAUUCAAGCCGGAUUAUAUGAAGCUCUUGUCCGAGCGAUUUCUGAUUCAAAUCAAGUAACAUCUACUCGUGCUGGUUAUCUUCUUGGUUCAUUGGCUCACAAGGUUGGAAGUUUGUUAUCUCAAGAACACCCAAUUUGUAAGCGCUUACAUCAAGCUGGCUUGCUAUGUCCAGAAACUUCAGGCAGUCAAUUAGCUGUACUCUGGUUGGAGCGCAUACAUCGUGUUAUGAAAUUGCACGAAACUCAUCUUCGUGAUCCAUCGAGUCUGAUUCGUGUACCGUUGCAUUCUCCAUUCCUUGAAUGCUUAGCCAAACAGUCAGUUGAUUUUUCCUCUUCAACUCAGCAUCCAGUGGUGACAGAUCAAAUAGAACUUACGGAUGCUACUCUGGACCAGUUAAUAGCUUUAUCAAACGUACUGUCAUUCAAAUCCAAGUCUCAACACGGUCGGUUCAGUCAGUGUCAGUUGACUACUUGUAAUACUAAGCCACCAGAUGUUUGGAAUUGGGAUGUUCUUACUGCUCUGGGUCGCUAUCUAUCUGUAACACGGGUUACUUUUUCUUGGGAAUCAAAAUUACGUAUGAAAUUUUUAAGAUCUCUAAUGGAGUUUUUUACACCGGAUCAGAUGUGUAGAACAGAUCCGAUUGAUCCUGCCGAUAAAUACACGCCAAUAUCUUCAACAGGACGUUCAUCUUCAAUCCCCAAUAAACCUAUUCUCCCUGAUGGACUGAUAUCAGUUGAUGGACUAUUGAAUGUGAUAAAUAGUAACCGUAACGUUGUACUACAAAAUUUAGACCCAAAAAAUUUGAAAGAUGUUGAUUCAUUUCUAUACAGUCAAGAGAAUAAGUCAUACAAUUAUAAUGCCAGUCGAAUAAAUUACCUGAUCAACUCAAAUGCAAAUUUCAAUUUAGCCUGGCUUUCACAUAAUUGGCCGCAUGCAUCAGCUGCUGGGAUUUUAAUCGCUGGAUUAAUAUCACAUUUAGCAUAUUAUUCUCCAACUAGUGAGCCGUCACAGUUUUUGGAUCGUUUUCUGACUGUGCUCCAUUUAUGCUUAAAGUUUGCUCUCAGUAAAAUUUCCAAUGAAACACUCGUCAGUCAUGAUAAUUUAAAGAAUGGGAAAGGUAUUCAUGACAGUAACGUUGCAAAUCAAACGGGUAACAGUAAGAACAUCGACAGUGGCAAUAGUAAUGUGAUUGACGAUGUUAAUAAUGCAAAUUUGAUAUUACUAUUCAAUUCGAGCUAUUUACACAAAAGUUGUGGUAGCCUUAUUUUGUUAGCUGCAUCUCGACUGACUAAUUCACAAGUUGGUGAAUUACGUUUGGAAAAAGCGAUUUAUGCACUGAUUUCCAAAAAUCAUAUUUCUCAAAAACAUUUUUUCCACUGUAUUUUAGCCUUACGAAUUUAUACCAUUCGUUUGAUUCGAUUAUUGUUUCGCCUCAAACUACCGUUUUUAGCCAGUUGGUGUGUUGAUUUGGUUGUAAAGUUGUGCAUGGAUUCUUCGAGUAAAGUUCGUCAACUUGCAUUGUGUUUAUUAGAGGAGUUGUGUUGGGAUCCAGUUAAUGUACAAGCCUUAUCGCAAAAUAUUCUGCAAGGCCAAACUAAUGAUACUAACGUCGAUCAAAAGAAAAGCGUUCUAACACCAUUUGCAAUUCAUUUGUUGCAUUUGAAUACUGGUCCAAUAGGACAUAGAAUAUUUGCUAAAGUGCUUUCUGUGACAAAUGUAUUUGACAAAUUAUGCUUGAAUAAGUCAUCUUCAUUUCGUGGUUGUAGUUGUAAAACACUUGAACACAAUAAAAAUAAUACUAGCAAUUGUGCUCAUUCACGUACGGCUCAAGAUUUUGUAAACAAAUCUUGUGGUGAUAAAUCUGAUAAUAACAUAAAUGGUGUCACAUCUUCUGUCGAUAUCUGUGGUAAUGACGAUGAUGCGAAUGAUGUGAAUACUAUCCUUCAUGAUCCUAUUAACUGGAUGUUAGAUAUUGCUGUAAAGUAUUAUAAUUUAGCAUAUGCAAAAGAUAUGGAUACGCGUCUAACUUCAAUGUUUGUUACCUACGAAACGAGGCUACCUAAUCUGUCCUAUCAGUCAGGAAACUUUCCAUCCAUUGAUUUAUUGGGUUCAGUAAAAGCAGUUCACUCCAAUUCCAAUACCAAUGAUGAGAGUGAAAACGAUGAUGAUGAUGAAGACCUUGAAAGCAUUGGACGACCAAGCAAUGUAGAAUUUAGUUUUGAAGACAACUAUUUUGUUGAAGCAACUGAUGUACCAGGGACUUAUUUGCCUCCUCCAUUAAUAACAGAUAAAUCAUUAUUUCAGAUAUGUAAUGGUCAGGAUAGUUUUCAUUGUUUACCGCUUCCCAAACAUCCGUAUGCAUGCAUAGCUGAACAUCAUAAUGGACUUGAUCUUUUGGAUAAAAGAAUGGACCUAGAGAUUGCUGUGGCAAAUAUACGUUCAUUUGAAUCCCGAUUACAUACUACUCAGCAUAACACACUGGAUGAAACCGGUGUAGAGGCUUCUGGUACCUCUGCCCUUGACACAAAUCUAUUGAUAAAACUUAAGGCAGAUAUGUGGGCCUUAGCACACACCUGUUCAACAUCUUGUGGUCAGUCUUGGUUAUCAAAACAUCCAGAGUUAAUAAAACUACUCACAAAUCUCGCUUUUUGUUCCGAUACAAUGAGUGUUAGAGCAAUUGCAUGGAUUUGCUUAAAUUUGAUUGCGUCCUGCCCAAAUGGAUACCUUCGAAAUCACAACCAUUCAGAAGCGCCUGACCACAGCCAACUGUCAAAUCGUAAACAUUAUGAGUUAGAUGAAGCUACAACCAGCUGGCUGUUUAUCCCACAAAUAUAUGAUGAAGGUGAUGAUAAUAAUAAUUAUAGUAAAAUUUUAAAUACUACACAGUUGGCUUCGCAUAGGACAACAGAAUCGAGCUUACAAGUAUCUAACCAAAAAGUUGGCCGAAACGCGAAUAAAUCAACGGGAUUGUCUACUGAUAUUCCCGUUGUUAUUCCGCCUGCUCAGCCAGCUACAGAAAACAAAAUUGACAAACAUCCUGUGAAUGAACAAAAGUCUUUCAAAACGUCUGUUCGUAGUCAAGUAUUUGAGAAUUUGAGUCGUUCACGUCGAUGGUUACAUCGUCGUUGGUCACCUAGUCAUAGACGGUUUUCGCCACCAACUUGUGAAUUAGGACAACAUUCAUCAUUUUAUGUACCAACUAGUCAUCAACAUAAUCCAUCAGAUAUUAAAGAUAAUCAUUCAUCAACUUCAUCUUCACAAAUUUCUUCAUUUAACUGUGAUGUACAACGGGUUAACAUUUUAUCCUCUAAACAGCCCUAUUCAACAUGGACACAUCGUGAUUGUAUACUACAUCGUCAAGCUGUUCUAACUUCGAAUCAAACUAUCUAUUUGCCUAUAGAUAUACGUGUUCUUGGAUAUAAAAAGAAUAAUAAUACAACAAACUAUAGAUAUCCUAUCAAUGUUAAUAAAUUUACACAGUUAUUGUCAUUCGGUGAUCAAUCAACAACUCGUAGACAUUUUGAAGAUCCACAUUGUUCAUUAGCAUCAUGCAGUGGACAGAAUUUAUCAAAGAAUUACAAGUCUUUCAUUGAUGUAGCUGCUGAUGCCCAAAUGAUGUUAUCUGCAUUUUUUCAUCGUAAAUUCUCUGCUCUAUCCUCCAUACCAGAUGAAAUAUCAGUGGAUUCAUCGAAUCCUGAUGUUGGUGAAGUUUUAAUCAACAACAAUGGUAGUUCGGAUAAUGAAAAUCGAUUAUAUUCAUCUGAUAUACAAAUCACUGAUCAUUCGAACAAUGCAUCCUCACAUGAAGAAAGUCCAACAAGCAGAGAAUAUUCUCUUAAGUUGGAUGAAGGGAAGCAGAUUUCUGAAAAGCCUACCAUACCAUCUGGAGAUAACUACUUAGCGAAUAAGGAUCCUAAUACAAGUCUGUCAACGAAUCCUGUAGAAAAACUAGAUGCAAUUAAUAGUUGGUUUACUACUUCUGAAAUGAACGAGGUGAAUUUGCAAGAAAAUAAGAAUACACAUAAACCUCAUGUUGUUAAAUUGUUGUCUGACGAUUGUGUUGUUCCAAGCAAUAAUAACAUGGAUGAUGCAAAACAUACUGGCAUUAAAAAGCUGCAGCUACACCCUUCAGUAUGUCAUAAACACAAAGCUACAAACCAUAAUGAAGAUGAUAAAUCAGCUGAAAUCUCGUCAAAUUCUGUAUAUACGAAUAAAUGUCUUUCCCUGUCGUGUUCAUCAUCCAUUCAGAAUAAUAAUGGACCGUUGACUGAUCAAGAGUUAUGGUACAAUGAAUUAUCAGACUCGAUAUGCAGUUUACUUCCUAAUGUAAUUUCAUCUCCCUACGAUAGUACGUUGGAUCGUCUUUUAAAAAAAGCUAUAAUCACUCAACAAAAUUCAAAAGACUCUGUCCAACUUUUCAGUGCUUGCACAUAUACACUGAUUGCUGAUUUGCUUGGAUCAUAUACAUUUUCACGUCAAGCUCGAACUAAAAUUCAAUCCUUCUUCCUUUAUUUUCGACUUGAUGAACUUAUGGAGGAUGCGAAGAAUUCCUUGAUUCAACUAGAGAAGCAUUUAACAGCACAUUUCGGAUCUAUUACUUAA